Dacryopinax primogenitus is the source of this 258-nucleotide messenger RNA. RefSeq names its product Sm-like ribonucleoprotein. Gene Ontology annotation, biological process: mRNA splicing, via spliceosome. Gene Ontology annotation, cellular component: U4/U6 x U5 tri-snRNP complex; U6 snRNP; Lsm1-7-Pat1 complex. NCBI's taxonomy places the organism in Eukaryota, Fungi, Basidiomycota, Dacrymycetes, Dacrymycetales, Dacrymycetaceae. The transcript is spliced from 5 exons. The record is from RefSeq and is a predicted model, not a curated record. Bases 1 to 258 code for a protein of 85 amino acids. Gene Ontology annotation, molecular function: RNA binding.
AUGGCAUCCCAAAUCCUACCCCUCGAGCUUAUUGACAGAUGCAUCGGUUCCCGCAUAUGGGUGAUCACUAAGACGGAACGGGAGUUUGCGGGCCGUUUGUUGGGGUUUGACGAUUUUGUUAAUAUGGUACUGGAGGACGUGACGGAAUUUAUCACGACAGAGGAAGGGGUGAAGAAAGUAAAGCUCCAGCAGACGUUGCUGAAUGGGAAUAACAUCUGUAUGCUCGUACCUGGCAGUAACGGUCCUGAGGAUUCGUGA